AUGACAUCUCAUCGAUGUCAAACAUUAUCAUUAGCCGAGAAUGUGAUUAAACAACACUUUGAAGAAUUACAUCAAUAUCUUGUAAUUGCCUAUGUUGAAUGA
Molecule: messenger RNA, 102 nt
Organism: Heterostelium album PN500
Lineage: Eukaryota; Evosea; Eumycetozoa; Acytosteliales; Acytosteliaceae
Exons: 1
Coding region: 1-102 (33 amino acids)
Source: RefSeq, a predicted model, not a curated record